CCAGCGCUUGGAGCACACGUGCAAUAAGUUAUUAAUGCGAAUAAAUGAAGCCCAGGAAAAAGAUCGCCGUUGGCCUCAGCCGUGAGGAACGAAAAGUUCUAGUAAUUGGCGAAAUAAUUCAGGAACUACUGCAGGCGCACGAAGCCAAAAAAGAUGUGAACCUCAAUCGUAUGAAAUCGCUUAUUUCAUCCAAAUAUGGACUCGAGAGCUCACCGCGGCUCGUAGACAUCAUAGCGGCGGUGCCCCAGGAUGCCAAAAAGAUUUUGCUACCUAAGCUGAGAGCAAAACCCAUUCGCACGGCGAGUGGCAUUGCUGUUGUUGCAGUUAUGUGCAAGCCUCAUCGCUGUCCGCACAUUAAUAUGACGGGCAAUAUUUGCGUGUAUUGUCCAGGCGGUCCCGACAGCGAUUUUGAGUACUCGACACAGUCCUACACGGGGUAUGAGCCAACGUCCAUGCGCGCCAUACGGGCCCGCUACGACCCCUUCCUGCAGACACGCCAUCGUGUGGAGCAACUAAAGCAGCUGGGUCACUCGGUUGACAAGGUGGAGUUUAUUGUCAUGGGCGGAACUUUUAUGUGCCUACCGGAAGAAUAUCGAGAUUAUUUUAUACGUAAUCUACAUGAUGCUCUCUCUGGUCAUAGCAGCGCAAAUGUGGCUGAGGCCGUGCGUUAUUCGGAGAAAUCUCGUACCAAAUGUAUUGGCAUCACGAUUGAGACACGACCGGAUUACUGCCUAAAGCGUCACAUAUCGGACAUGCUAAGUUAUGGCUGCACGCGCCUUGAAAUUGGAGUCCAGUCUGUAUACGAAGAUGUGGCCAGGGACACAAAUCGAGGGCACACCGUACGCGCGGUAUGCGAAAGCUUUCAGUUAGGUAAGGAUGCCGGCUACAAGAUUGUGACUCACAUGAUGCCGGAUCUGCCGAAUGUGGACUUCGAGCGCGACAUCGAGCAGUUUAUUGAGUACUUUGAGAACCCCGCCUUCCGUUCGGAUGGCCUGAAAAUCUAUCCCACUCUUGUGAUCCGCGGCACUGGUCUCUAUGAGCUCUGGAAAACGGGCCGUUACAAAUCCUAUCCUCCAUCGAUGUUGGUCGAUUUGGUUGCCAAAAUAUUGGCCUUGGUUCCACCUUGGACUCGUGUAUAUCGUGUCCAACGCGACAUACCGAUGCCAUUAGUCAGUUCUGGCGUGGAGCAUGGAAAUCUUCGAGAGCUUGCACUGGCCCGCAUGAAGGAUCUGGGAACGACGUGUCGCGAUGUGCGUACGCGUGAAGUAGGCAUUCAAGAAAUACACAAUAAGGUUCGUCCUUACGAAAUUGAGUUGAUUCGUCGCGAUUAUGUGGCCAAUGGAGGCUGGGAGACUUUUCUUUCGUACGAAGAUCCUGAACAGGACAUACUUGUGGGUCUAUUGCGCCUGCGCAAAUGCUCGCCGGACACAUUCAGACCCGAACUCAAGGGUGAAUGUUCAAUUGUGCGCGAGCUGCAUGUUUAUGGCUCCGUGGUACCGGUCAAUGCACGAGAUCCAACUAAAUUCCAACACCAGGGUUUUGGUAUGCUGCUGAUGGAGGAGGCCGAGCGAAUAGCAAGGGAGGAGCACGGCAGCCUAAAAUUAGCAGUCAUAUCAGGUGUGGGUACACGAAAUUAUUAUCGGAAGCUGGGCUACGACCAAGAUGGACCAUAUAUGUCAAAGAGCAUAGCUUAAGUCACGAGGACUCAUGUCUUUUACAUAAAACUAUAUACUUACAUUAUAAAACAAUUUUACUUUUUAUUAGAGUUUUUAAAUAGAAGGACAGAGGGUUGAUUUAUGCCUUAUUUACGCCAUGAAA
Messenger RNA from Scaptodrosophila lebanonensis, 1818 nucleotides. It is a transcript of the gene Elp3, whose product is annotated as probable elongator complex protein 3. Gene Ontology annotation, cellular component: nucleus; elongator holoenzyme complex; cytoplasm. The transcript has 4 exons. Gene Ontology annotation, biological process: tRNA wobble base 5-methoxycarbonylmethyl-2-thiouridinylation. The record is from RefSeq and is a predicted model, not a curated record. Gene Ontology annotation, molecular function: iron-sulfur cluster binding; acyltransferase activity, transferring groups other than amino-acyl groups. The coding region runs from base 45 to 1694 and encodes 549 amino acids. NCBI's taxonomy places the organism in Eukaryota, Metazoa, Arthropoda, Insecta, Diptera, Drosophilidae.